Molecule: messenger RNA, 3152 nt
Organism: Pseudo-nitzschia multistriata
Lineage: Eukaryota; Bacillariophyta; Bacillariophyceae; Bacillariales; Bacillariaceae
Source: the annotation of a GenBank genome assembly
AACGAGUGUCAAAAUAGAUUCGAAAACGAUACAUUAGCCGAUCAUUGAAUUCUGUSAAAGCCAUACUGCUGUAACCAAUCUAUCUCCUUGUUGUAUUUCACGCAAUCGAAAGAAAGGGUGCUGAUGCUACCAAACUGAAAUUCUGCAUGUUCGAAGUUUUUCUUGGAAGUCCAACAACUCCUACGCGAUCGAUUUUACAAUAUAUUGUGGCCGCUCUGCUCCUUCCUAUUUGUGCUUCACUGUCGACAACAAUACCGCCAACGAUGACGAAGGGAAAGGUCGUCAAUGCAAUGCAUUGGUUUCGAAAGGGUCUUCGGCUUUCCGAUAACCCGGCACUGKUAGCCUGUUUAGAACAARAGCCCAAGAACAUAUAUCCCGUGUACGUUCUCGACGGAAACUCGUACCAACUGCUUCGUUGUUCCCCUUUGCGGGCCAAUUUCUUGGUUGAAUGCCUGCAAGACUURGACAACAAUUUACGCACAUUGGGGUCUCGUUUGUACGUUCUUUCUGGAGAUCCAACCGUCGUUUUGCCAGAAAAGUGGGAGGAAUGGGAAAUCACCGAUUUGAGUUACGAAGAGGAUGAAACGGGAGAGCCCUAUGCAUUGCAGCGGGAUGAAAAGAUCGUCAAUCUGGCACAAAUUUCUGACAUCCGCUUGUUUACAGCACAGUCUGAGACACUCUAUCCGCUGAAAGAUUACGUUGCAAAAUCCGGAAAGAAACCCGUUCCAGGGACGAUGACGGCCUUCCAGAAGCUAUUUGGGGGAAUGCCAACAAUGAAGAAGGUAUUAUCGCAUCCUUCAAAGGAUCAAUUUCCACGAAACGAAAAUCUCGAUGAACUCUCGAAACUCUAUUUGCCACCGACACAUCCUACCGAUCUACCCUGGCCCAGAGGAAUUCCGAAGGCUGAGGUCGACUCCUUGUGGGAUGCGAGCGACUGUGUGAAUCUCGCGCCCGUAGUCCAUGGGGGAGAAACGUUGGCCCGGAAAGCUCUCAAGAAAAAGCUUAAAGAUGCUAAUUGGGUUGCCACCUUCGAAAAACCCCAAACAAGUUGUACAUCACUCGAACCUUCCACAACUGCCCUUGGUCCUUACUUGUCAUGGGGAUGCCUAUCGCCACGGGAAGUGUGGUUUGCAAUCGACAAGGCAAUAGCAAAAUCUUCUGUGACAAAAGUAUCGAAACCUCCCGUCAGYCUCCAUGGUCAGUUGCUCUGGCGAGACUUUAACAAUUUGAUGGCCCACGAUGCAAAUAUCCAUCACCCCGGUUCUUGGAAUCAUAUGGAAGGAAAUAAAUACUGCCGACAAAUCCCUUGGGACGACGAUCCAAAGUUGGUCGAAGCGUGGAAAGAAGGAAAGACCGGAUUYCCAUGGAUUGACGCUGCCAUGAGACAACUAGCGCAGGAGGGAUGGAUUCAUCAUUUGGGGCGGCAUGCCGUCGCUUGUUUUUUGACGCGUGGGGAUCUGUGGCAGUCGUGGGAGGAAGGAGCGAAACAUUUCGAGGCCCAGCUCUUGGAUGCUGAUUAUGCUCUSAAUGGUUUCAACUGGAUGUGGCUAUCUUGUAGUGGUUUCUUCUAUCAGUACUUUCGUUGCUAUUCACCUAUUUCAUAUCAGCAAAAAAAUGAUCCCACUGCAGAAUACAUCCGAAAGUACCUACCUGAGUUGAAGGAUGUGCCCAAGAAAUAUAUCUACUCGCCAUGGGAAGCACCGCCCUUGGUUCUGGAGAACGCAGGUGUUAGGCUUGGAAAGGACUAUCCGUAUCCCCUUGUCGACCACAAAAUUAUCGUCAAAGAAAACAUGGGACGAAUGAAGCAAGCUUAUGACGAUCACAAGGCAGUGGAGGCCGAAAAAGCCCAAGCAGCCAAAAAAGCUGCGGCGGCGAGCAAAAAGAAUUCUAGCAGCAGUAGUGCGCAGUCAAGAAAGAAGAGACAAAAAACAAAAUGAUCACAUUCAAUUCAACGAACUAGACAACUUGAUAGUAACAAUUUAUUUGAAGAAAAUUCGAGGGUGAAAGCUGACAUAUUAGAGCAUUUGCAAGGUACUACAAUUCAGUUUGCACAGUGACGAGUAUGUCAGUAGUCAAGAAGUUAACUCUACCGGUAACUGGAGGGAUUGACCGAUUUGGAAUUACAUUUAUUACUCGAACAAUAGAUAUGACUUGAUCGACAUCUAGAUUUGUCCUCAUUAUCAUCAUAUGACGCUGCCACAGUCAGUUCUUUUUGCAUCAAGCGACUUUCACUUUCCUCUGCUUCCCAUUCCAGUCUUGUGACACUAUGGUUGUUUUAUAUAUGAUGYCAUACGACUGUGACUGUUUUGAUGAAAAAUAGACCGUUUGGUAUGCGAUACUAAAAGUKAUGUCUGCUAGUUUGCAACUUUGAGUGGACGGGACUUUGAAUUUCUUCUCACAUUCUCCGUUUCACAAUUGAAAAAUAAACAUUCGUUGUAUUGUGUUCAUGAAGCCAUCUUCGUUGUGAUUUUGACAUUUACACUUUUUCCAUUCCAUUCCGCUUACAUGUAACGUCUUCGUUCCAAGAAAUUCCGGAAAUACAUGAUUUGCGCACCGGCAAUUGCUACCACGACGACUGAUUCCAAGACAACCCACCACAUGAGUUGAGUGAAGGUUUGCUCAACAACCUCUCUGUGCGUGUUUUCUCGUGCUCGCAUAUAUUGGUGAUGGGUCAUGAGAUUGGCCAUAGAUCGUACGAGUUCCCCCGCCGCUCUUUUAUUUCGGUCGUGUUGAGUGUGGAUGUGCUGGUUCUCGUCCGUUGCUUCCACGGUAUAUGCAAAGCCAACCGUCCUGGGUUUUCCAUCAUGGGACCGAGCUGUGGGCGACUUUCGUCCCCGCCCAGCUGUGACCAAUCCAUUUUGCAAGCAAAGAUUUACCUUCUGGUUCGCUUUGAGAUUGACCCGGAAGCUCCCCUCUGUAGCCCGUCGUCUCGAUCGAAAUAGAACGUGUUCCUCCUUUGCGUCGAUGACGACAACCGCUAGAGGUUCGGAGCUAAUGCUGUCGUCCAAGUGAUCAAAAUUUCCAUAAAGUAAACCACCCGCAGCCCCCGGGGAUGCAAUGAUGAAACAUUCUUCGUCUUUUGCGGGGACCGAUACGACGUAUGCGGCAUCAAUUAUCUGAGGAAAGAGYAUGACUAAACAUGUCACUAUCGC